UGGAGUGAGGAAGGAGCUCUGUGACUCUCUCUUUCAUUCUGGUAUCAAUUUUGCGAGUUUCAGCUGAAAUGGAUGUCCUGAUAGUCUUCUGCACGGUUUUCCUCUGUACUGUUGGAGUCCUUUCUUCCACUCGGGGCCACAGAUAUCACACAGGGCUCGAGCACAGUUUGGCAUUCAGAAAUCUGUCAACCGAUCAUCCCAGCAGAUAUCCUCUGUACAUGAUGCAUCUGUAUCGCUCCUUCAGAAGUGCUGAUUCCUCCUCAUCGGUAGCUGUCGGCACCAUUUCUACACAAAGUGACAGCCUGUCGGUGCAUGGUUUUGAUUCUGUCAAAAGCCUGAUAGCCAGAGGCUGCCAUCAAGAGGGUGAAAAGUGGACCGUCACAUUUGACAUGUCAUCCAUCUCUACAAGUGAGCUUGUCCAGCUGGCAGAGCUUCAGAUCAGACUACCAGCUUUCUCUGCCUCUAAGCAUGCCACUGUGGAUUUGUAUCACUCCCGGAAGCAGAGCUGUGACCUGGACAACGCAUUGUGCCAGGAGGAGCGUCUUUUCUUAGGGAGCUUUGGCACAUCACCCAGCAGUACAAAGUCCUCCUGGAAGGUGUUCAAUGUGACCGCUCUUUUAAAAUACUGGCUGUACCAGGGAGGUGAAGUGCAGAGCCAAGAGGCUUCGGGAGAGCCUGAGACUGACUAUGGGAGUGGUGCUUGGGAUGAAGUGAAGAAAACUAGUAAGUCUCUAUUUACAAAUUUUGGACUGAGACAGAGAAAAAUCCCCCAUCCGACCACAAACCGGGUCAUGAUGGUCAUCUUCUCCACACAUAAGGAGGGCCGUGCAGCAUACAGCCUCAUUCACACUGUGGAGAACUCCAAGUAUGUGUCGACGGACAGAGUGGGCAGUGACAUUCAAAGUCGACGCCACAAAAGGAACCGAAUGGAAAGGAUGCGACUAGCUGGUGGACCUGCAUCUACUGUGGAACCAGCACCAUCAGCAUCAUCAGAGCAGGUCCAGAGACCGCUGUGCCGAAAGGUAGACAUGUGGGUGGACUUUGACCACAUCGGCUGGGAUGAGUGGAUUGUGCAUCCUAAGCGGUACAACGCAUAUCGCUGUGAGGGGGAGUGCCCUACACCUCUGGAUGAGUCUUUCAGUCCCACCAACCAUGCAUACAUGCAGAGCCUCUUGAAACAUCACCAUCCAGAAAGAGUGACCUGCCCGUCCUGCGUGCCGACGCGCCUCAGCCCCCUCUCCAUGCUGUACUUUGAGAACGAUGAUUUGACUCUGCGGCACCACGAGGACAUGAUUGUUGAAGAGUGUGGAUGUCACUGAAGCCCCCAGCUCAGCUUACACUUAAACACAUAAACCUGCUUUGUUUGCAGUAUA
Molecule: messenger RNA, 1373 nt
Organism: Archocentrus centrarchus (flier cichlid)
Lineage: Eukaryota; Metazoa; Chordata; Actinopteri; Cichliformes; Cichlidae
Gene: spaw
Product: southpaw
Exons: 3
Coding region: 69-1319 (416 amino acids)
Cellular component (GO): extracellular region
Molecular function (GO): cytokine activity; growth factor activity
Source: RefSeq, a predicted model, not a curated record